CUGCUCUGGCUCAAGUUGUUCAGUCUCAUCAAGAACUCCUCCAGACCACCAUCAUGAAAUUCGUUGCUCUCGCUCUCGCCCUUGUGCUGGCUGUCGGCUCUCAUGCCGCUUCCAUGCAGGCUGAUGCCCCAUCCCAGCUGCAGCAUAUCCGUGCUGCCAUGGAUAUGUACCUGGUUCAGGUGAAGGACAGUGCCCACAAAGCACUGGACCAGCUCGAUGGCACCGAGUACAGUGAUCUCAAGGUCGACAUGGCUAGUCGCUUGGAAGGCGUGUUCACUCAGAUCAAGGCUCUGCAGGCUUCCGUGGGCCCAGUCACCGACGGUGUCGUAGGCACCCUCAGUGAGACCACCUCUGGGAUCCGUGCCUCCAUCAUGGCUGAUAUUGAUAGCCUGAAGAUAGAUCUGGAGCCCAAACGUGUUGCACUGAAAGAAAUCAUCGACAGACACAUCGAAGGCUACCGAACAAGGAUGGAGCCCAUCAUCCAAGAGUAUUCCACCAAGCACGCCGCCGAAAUGGAAAGCCUGAGGACAAGGAUGGAGCCCAUUGUGGCGGAAAUGCGAUCCAAGAUUUCUUCAAACAUUGAGGAGACCAAGACCGCCAUGAUGCCCAUUGUGGAUGCUGUGCGUGCCAAGCUCUCUGAGCGUCUGGAGGAGCUGAAGACCAUUGCCACUCCCUACGUCGAGGAAUACAAUGAUCAGAUCAAGCAGGCCUACGCCCAUAGCCAGAGCAUGGACACCCAGAAGCUCACUGAUCUGAGAACCAAGGUCGCACCUUUAGUCGAGGACGUCAAGGCCAAGCUCCAGGCCAUCUUCGAGACCAUCGUUGCUUCCUACAACAAGCAGUAAAUCCUCCCUACCCCUUUCUGUAACUAACCUCACCUAACUUCAGGCCUAGAUCCAUUCCAAAUUCCUCUCCAUUCCUUCUUUCCUCAAAUGUGCAGCCAGACCUCCAAAAAUGAAGCCAAUGCCUGAUUGAUGCAGUUCUUUGCAACAAACUGGCGGGACUCUUGCUCUUUCCAUUCUAUGCAAACACCUUAGUGCGCACAUGCUCAAGCACACACAGACCAACACAUACACAAACACAUACAUACUCAGCACCAACAUGCUUAGUCUUCAUUGCCAACUGCUUACAUUUUGUGUAGGAAUUGUAUGUGGUUAAACAUCUGUGUAAUGAUGCUUGUCUGAUGAAAACUGUGCUUCGACAAAAUACAGCUCAAUAAACAUCUGACUGUUAAAAAUA
Notothenia coriiceps (black rockcod) is the source of this 1239-nucleotide messenger RNA. Its product is annotated as apolipoprotein A-I. The record is from RefSeq and is a predicted model, not a curated record. The coding region runs from base 54 to 845 and encodes 263 amino acids. Gene Ontology annotation, cellular component: very-low-density lipoprotein particle; low-density lipoprotein particle; chylomicron. Lineage: Eukaryota; Metazoa; Chordata; Actinopteri; Perciformes; Nototheniidae. The transcript has 4 exons. Gene Ontology annotation, molecular function: phosphatidylcholine-sterol O-acyltransferase activator activity; phospholipid binding; cholesterol transfer activity. Gene Ontology annotation, biological process: cholesterol efflux; phospholipid efflux; acylglycerol homeostasis.